Schistocerca gregaria is the source of this 1605-nucleotide messenger RNA. RefSeq names its product lysosomal acid glucosylceramidase-like. Gene Ontology annotation, molecular function: glucosylceramidase activity. The transcript has 10 exons. The coding region runs from base 1 to 1605 and encodes 534 amino acids. NCBI's taxonomy places the organism in Eukaryota, Metazoa, Arthropoda, Insecta, Orthoptera, Acrididae. Gene Ontology annotation, biological process: glucosylceramide catabolic process. The record is from RefSeq and is a predicted model, not a curated record.
AUGGCGACCGCUCUUCUGACGGCAGCGCUCUUACUGGCGGCUCUCAAUGUCGUGUGGUUUGCGUCCGGCGCCGGCACCAGAGUGGAAGGCGGCCAGCCGUGCGCCGUGCGCUGGUACAACUACUCGAGCUUCGUGUGCGUCUGCAACGCCACCUACUGCGACGCGCCGCCGCCGAGACCGGCGCUCAGCAAUGGGGGAAUCGCGCACUACACCUCCUCGCGCUGUGGACAGAGGUUGUCGCUGCGCUUGCGCAGUUUCAAGAAUCCAGCAGAGCUGCAGUCCGGAGCGGCACGUCUGCGGGUGGAUACAAGCCAGCAGUUCCAGCGGAUGCUGGGCUUCGGCGGCGGUAUGUCGGACUCCACCGCCAUCAACAUCAGGACCCUCAGCUCAGCAACCCAGCAGCAGCUGCUCAGGAGCUACUUCGGAAACAGCGACGGCAGCUCGCGGUACUCCCUGAUCCGCCUGCCCAUGGGUGGCACCGACUUCUCGGCACGCAACUACACGUACGACGACAGCAAGACUCCUGACCCGACCCUAAAGAACUUUAGUCUCCAGCCAGAAGACAUCGAGUACAAGAUUCCACUGCUACUGUUGGCCCAGAGACUAUCGGGCAAUGGGCUGAAGAUACACGCAGCACCCUGGUCGGCUCCCAGAUGGAUGAAAGCCCACAACGGGACGAUCGGCAUUAGCUGGCUGCAAUCCAGAUACUACCAGACGUGGGCCAACUACUUUGUCAAGUUCCUGAAGGAGUACGCGAGGCGCGGCGUGGACGUGUGGGCCGUGUCGCUGCAGAACGAGCCCACGUCCGGCGCCGUCGUCACCAACGGCCUCAACAGCAUGGGCUGGAGUCCGCAGUGGCUGCGCCGCUUCCUCCAAGACUUCCUGGGCCCCACGCUGCGCCGCUACUCCGAUCUGGCCGACACAGAAAUCAUCAUCGGGGAGGACAAUCGCGACUUUUUGCACUGGUCCGCAGAGAUCCUGGAGGGCGAGGCGGCGCGCCGGCUGACGAGCGGCGUGUCGCUGCACUGGUAUGGGAAUAACGUCACCGACCCCAGCAUGCUGGAUGAGCUGCAUUGGAGGCACAGCGACCUCUUCAUCCUCUACACAGAGGCCUGCUACGGUCCCUUCUUGGGUACCGGAUACCCAGCAGUGAGAAUGGGAUCGUGGGAACGAGCAGAGAACUACACCAGCGACAUCAUACAGGUGACGAACCACUGGACGUCAGGUUGGGAGGAUUGGAACAUGGUGGUGAACACCGAGGGCGGCCCCACCUGGAUUGGAAACCACGCGGACGCGUCCAUCGUGGCAAAUUCGACGGCGGACGAGUUCUACAAGCAACCCAUGUACUACGCCAUCGCACACUUCUCGCGCUUCGUGCCGCGCGGAUCAUGGCGCGUCAGCCUCCAGAUGGACGCCUACUUCAACGACGUCGAGAGCGUCGCCUUCCUCACACCUCAAGAUGACGUCGUCGUCGUCCUUCAGAACAAGCAGGAGAGGCGGCGCUCCGUGGUGGUGUCGGACCCUCAGCUGGGAGAGGCGUCGCUGUCGCUGCCCGCGCACUCGAUGCACACGCUCGUCUACCGGCGAGCCGGCAACACUGUCUGA